CUUUGUGCGCUCCAAUAUGGCGGGCCUGUGGAUGUGGCCGCUGCUGUGGGCGGCGGUGAUGGCUCUGCUGGUUUUGCUGCUGUGGCGGCGGCGGGGGGGCGGCAAGGGCCGGGUGUGCGUGGCCGUGCUGGGGGACGUGGGUCGCAGCCCGCGGAUGCAGUACCACGCGUUGUCGCUGGCCCGGCACGGGCACGAGAGACCCGGCCGCACCAGGACGUGCUGCACAGCGAGAACAUCCGGCUGGUGCCCGUGGCGGAGCUGCGCAGGCUGCGAGGAGCCACUGGACCUAAACACCUGCCCGUACAUUGGUGCUGUUCACGUGCAGAGUGAAAUGUGGAAAUUAUUGGGUCCAAAGCUUUUCCAGUAUGUCCUGAAGGUGCUGGUGCAGUCAGUGCAGUUACUGUAUACAUUGCUGAGGAUAGAUCAGCCAUCCUAUAUUCUUCUUCAGAAUCCCCCAGGCUUACCCAGUAUAGCUGUUGCCUGGGUGGCAGGGCUGUGGUGGGGGAGCAAACUCAUCAUUGAUUGGCACAACUAUGGAUACACCAUCAUGAGCCUGAGUCACGGGAGGAGCCACCCACUGGUCCUGGUUGCAAAAUGGUAUGAAAAGCUUUUUGGGCGCUUGUCUGACUAUAACCUGUGUGUCACUGAUGCCAUGAGAAAAGAUCUCUGGGUGAAUUUCAAGAUAAAGGCUGUAACAUUGUAUGACAAACCAGCAUCUUAUUUUAAGGAAACACCAUUCGACCUCCAACACAACUUGUACAUGAAACUUGCCAAGGACUAUGAGCCUUUCAAACCACGAGCUGUCAAUGCCAGUGCUGACAGAUCAGCCUUCACGGAGAGGGAUGGCAAAAGUGGGGAUGUGCUGAAGGCCAGGGGCCGGCCAGCCCUCCUCGUCAGCAGCACCAGCUGGACAGAGGAUGAAGACUUCUCAGUCCUUCUAAGAGCUUUAGAAGAUUAUGAGAGGUUUAUCAAGGAGGGAGCCAAGCUUCCAGCUUUAGUGUGUGUGAUAACAGGUAAAGGACCUCUGAAGGAUUACUACAAUGGACUGAUCCAAAAACUGGACUUGAAGCAUAUCCAGAUCUGUACACCAUGGCUGGAAGCUGAGGAUUACCCUCUCCUGCUUGGCUCAGCAGACCUGGGGGUGUGUCUCCAUAAAUCCUCCAGUGGUUUGGAUUUGCCCAUGAAGGUGGUGGAUAUGUUUGGCUGCUGUUUACCUGUGUGUGCAAUACAUUUUGAAUGUUUACAUGAACUGGUGAAACACAAUGAGAAUGGUCUGAUAUUCAGGGACUCACAGGAACUUGCAGAGCAACUGAAGAUGCUUUUCUGGGAUUUCCCUACCCUGGAAGGGAAACUUCACCGCUUCCGAGAGAACCUGCGAGCGUUCCGGCAACUGCGCUGGGACCAGAGCUGGGACCAGAUUGUCCUUCCCUUGCUGGGGAACAAGGAAUGACUGGGGGAAAGGAGGGUGUCAAACACAUUCCUGCAGCUACAGAGAUUUGGCACACAGACAAAUGCUGCCCGACAGGAGAAUGAUCAAUGGAUGAUGGAAAGUUUGAGAGCAGAGGUGCUUAGUCCUUGCUCUUUGCAGGAUACCUGGAGCACUGCUAUGCAGAGUGAUUCCUUUUUCAUUCCAAGCAGCCACCGUGGAAGUGGCAGUCCUCAUGUGAGAGAAAUGGACAUCAAUUCUGACUUGUCAUCACUGCAGAGUAAAGAUGCACCUGGUUUACAGCAGAAGCACCCUGGGACACACCUACAGGUAUUGGUCACUGUUUUAUUGGGGGGGUUUAAGCUAACCCAAAUUGCAAGUACAUACAGACAUAAAAGACCAGAA
Messenger RNA from Catharus ustulatus (Swainson's thrush), 1831 nucleotides. It is a transcript of the gene ALG1, whose product is annotated as ALG1 chitobiosyldiphosphodolichol beta-mannosyltransferase. Gene Ontology annotation, molecular function: mannosyltransferase activity. Bases 17 to 1450 code for a protein of 477 amino acids. Gene Ontology annotation, cellular component: endoplasmic reticulum. Lineage: Eukaryota; Metazoa; Chordata; Aves; Passeriformes; Turdidae. The transcript has 15 exons. The record is from RefSeq and is a predicted model, not a curated record.